UUACAUUUCACUGUGUGUCCCGUUAUUGGUUUGUUAUAUUGUUGUAAGGUAUAUUUUUAUUGACGCAAAUCAUGUUAGAAAAAACAGAAAUGACAGACAAUCAACAAUUAUCAAAAGAAGAUUAUCUAAUAAGACGAGCAAAUGAGGCUUUAACCACAGAUAUUUAUGCUGCUAAAUCUUGGUUGAUUACUGCUAAAUCUUUAUUUCCUCAUAGUGCUAAAAUUCAGUUUGAAGCUUACAGACUGGAGAAACUGUCAAAAAAUGUCAAAGAAGCAGCUAAAUGCUUCAGUGAAAUAUUUCAAAAUUUCCCUGAUGAUAGAGAUAUAUGGAAAGAAAUUGAGAGGAUAACUUCAUCGCUAAGAUCUGAACAAUGUGACGAGGAAGCAGAGUUGUUAUGCCAAAUGUUUCAGCACAUACCUCAAGAUCUGCAGCAUAGAUUAUUAAUCAUGACUGCAGAUCACAGUGAAGAUACUAUGGAACAUUGUAAAUUAUUAUUAUUGUUACUAAAACGCUUUCCUCAAACAAUUGCCACUCAUGGGCCUAGAUUAGUGGAGACCUUAUUGACAGCCGAAAAACACAGUCAUCCAGGGAAAGCUGUGAAUGGAUUUAGAAAAUUAUUGGCCUGUGAGGCUUUGCCACUUCUUGGUGGAGCUCCUGUUGACUUGAAUCCAAGACUCAGCUUAAGAUUGUUAUGCAAAGCAGUGGAUUUUUAUUUUGCUUAUAUACAACAGUCUCAAGAUUCUCAAAUUCAGAAACCAUGGGACAAAUUAUUUCAAGUUAUAGAACUAAUUGGUAAAAAGAUGGGCUGGGAGUUGAGCAAUCUAUUUACAUUACCUUGGAAUCGAGAUAUUUAUUGUGAUAGAAUUCAACAAUAUGCAAGUUUGAAUUCUGCAAACUUGAAUGAAGAACUUAUUCUGCGUCAAUUGUUAAUAUGUUCAAUAGUAGUAUUGAUAAGUAUAUUAACUGAACAUACCUCUUUAAUAAAUAACGAUGAAACUUCCUACUGUCUUGUAGAAGCUUUCGUGGAACCAGUUGUAUCAUACAGUACAGAACCUAAAGUUAAAAAAUUGAAAAGAGAGGAGUUUCCAGGAUCUGUAAUUACAUGUGAUGGUGAAUACAGUGGUAAUGGAUUAGCUUUGGCAGUGAGACUGUAUGAUCUGAUCCAUAGUACUGAACAUUUGCAGAGGGAAACUGUCAAAUUAGUACAACAAAUGCGUUUAGAAAAUUGGCUGAAUCCUUUUUUAAACGACCUUGCUAUGUACAAAGGCAUGCAUCAUGAACUUUUAUUAAGGCUUCCACAGGAAACAAAUAGUUUGAUCACUCAGCUACGACUAGCAAGUAGUUGCUUUUGCGUCAAAGACUAUAAGGCUAUGAUUGAGUACAUAACAAUGGCAGCAAACUCUCUGCCAAGCACAAGUGGGAAAAUUUCUCAUAAUUUGACAAUACCAGGACUCAGGCAUUUACAUUAUUUGACUUUAGCAAGGUUUCCCGUGUUGCAGUAUUGUUGUAGAUUGCUUCUAUCUGCUAUUAAAGACAGUUUUUCGUGGCCUGGAGGAGGUGGUGAUUUAGCUAUUGGCCAUGCACUCGUUUUAAUGCAAAUAGAUUGGCCGCAAGAAGCACUUAUGUUGAAUGCGCUUACAAAACAAAUUCUAAGCAGGAAAACUUUUAGCUACCCUUUGUUCCAAGCUUAUGUUAUUAAUGUUGAUAUUUUAGAAGAAUUAACAUAUUUGUGGACCGAACAAGGUGGAGGAGUUCAUCUUGAUAUAGCUGUAAAUACUGGAAUUUUACAAAAUCGUAGAAUAUCUACCAGAGGAGCCGACAAAGGCGUCCGCGAAGAAGUAAGAUUGACGAUGAGACGGCAAGCGGCCAGAGAUGGAGUAGAUCCACUUGAUGAAUUGCUUCAGAGAUUUAUUUUAAAUGAAAAGAAAGCCUUGCAACAUAGUUUAAUUUUACGAUAAAAUGCAAACUAAUUGAUUUUUCUAAUAAUAAA
Molecule: messenger RNA, 1990 nt
Organism: Phymastichus coffea
Lineage: Eukaryota; Metazoa; Arthropoda; Insecta; Hymenoptera; Eulophidae
Gene: IntS10
Product: integrator complex subunit 10
Exons: 8
Coding region: 72-1958 (628 amino acids)
Biological process (GO): snRNA processing
Cellular component (GO): integrator complex
Source: RefSeq, a predicted model, not a curated record